Molecule: messenger RNA, 330 nt
Organism: Podospora anserina S mat+
Lineage: Eukaryota; Fungi; Ascomycota; Sordariomycetes; Sordariales; Podosporaceae
Exons: 2
Coding region: 1-330 (109 amino acids)
Source: RefSeq, a predicted model, not a curated record
AUGUCUGCUUCUCUGCCUGCCACCACAGUGUCCAUACCACCCCAACUGGCAGCCAACAUCGAAUCAUGGGGUGUGACGCACGCGCGGUUUGUAUCUGAUGGAGUGUCUACCUACAUAAAACCCACCUACGGCCAUCGAGGAAUGAACCGACAUCGAACUUUCAAACUAUAUCCCGUAACCAAUCCCAACACAGUUGGUUCCACCUGCCGCCUUAAAUUUACAAACAUAGUCGAUGACCGACCCAAUAUCGAUCCGACCAGGCGUACAACAAAUCUUAUGGCAAAGAUCCUCAAGUUCUCCCAACACUCGCAUCGUAGAAUCUCCCCCUGA